Messenger RNA from Colletotrichum lupini, 726 nucleotides. RefSeq lists its product as uncharacterized. The transcript is spliced from 2 exons. The coding region runs from base 1 to 726 and encodes 241 amino acids. The record is from RefSeq and is a predicted model, not a curated record. Lineage: Eukaryota; Fungi; Ascomycota; Sordariomycetes; Glomerellales; Glomerellaceae.
AUGCUGUCCAAGCUGUCUUCCAUGCUCAACAGGAGGAGACAAUUGGACUCUUUAGCAUCACCAUUUCGAUUACCCCUCUAUGGAACCGAAGACUGCUCCUUGUUCGAACCUGAUUCCGUUGCCGACGACUUUGACUGGGCGAAUCGUAUUCUGGUCUGGUGCGCAUACGUCGUCAAGUUCUGCUUCGGUGCGAAUUCCGAGGGCACUGUUGAAACUGAAGAUCCGAAAAUAAGAGCCGAUCAAUGGAAAGCCAUCGAGGCCUUUCAGCAUAAUUGGGACACGCACCAGCCACCUCACUUCAAACCCCUUGCCUACCAAGAGCGAAACCCGGAAAUGGGGGAGUACUUUCCCACAGUAUGGCAUGCCAAUGAUUGUCAGGUGCUGGCCCUCCAGCACAUUGAACUCAUGCGAAUCGUCUUGGCUGUGCACGGGGCCAAGAACAAACGGCUAGGCAUCGGUGCGCAAGCUGCAAACCAGGUGCUGGAGGAGACCCUGAGGGAGUCGACCAGGAAGAUUUGCGGUUUAGCUAUCUCGAAUCGGAAGGACCAACCAUCAAUGGUCACAGCUGGAGUCGGUGUGUCGUUGUGUGGGGAGUACUUCCGUGACGAAGGGGAACAGAAAGCUGUAGUUAGCUUCAUGGAUAUGCUUGAGACGAUGCAUGCCUGGCCUACGAGCUCAGUGGUAGAUGCUUUGAGGACGGCCUGGAGUACGCACACCAAGGUGUGA